Molecule: messenger RNA, 5791 nt
Organism: Loxodonta africana (African savanna elephant)
Lineage: Eukaryota; Metazoa; Chordata; Mammalia; Proboscidea; Elephantidae
Gene: GRK6
Product: G protein-coupled receptor kinase 6
Exons: 16
Coding region: 79-1860 (593 amino acids)
Biological process (GO): protein phosphorylation; signal transduction; regulation of signal transduction
Cellular component (GO): cytoplasm
Molecular function (GO): G protein-coupled receptor kinase activity; ATP binding
Source: RefSeq, a predicted model, not a curated record
GAUCGCCAUCCGGCCCCGGCUCCAGUGCGCGAUCCCGGCCGGCUGCGCGGCCCGGCGGGCCCCGCGGCGCCGCAGCCCAUGGAGCUCGAGAACAUCGUAGCAAACACGGUGCUACUCAAGGCCCGGGAAGGUGGUGGCGGGAAUCGCAAAGGCAAAAGCAAGAAAUGGCGGCAGAUGCUGCAGUUCCCCCACAUCAGCCAGUGUGAAGAGCUGCGGCUCAGCCUCGAGCGUGACUACCAUAGCCUGUGUGAGCGGCAGCCCAUAGGGCGCCUGCUGUUCCGUGAGUUCUGUGAGACACGCCCAGAGCUGACACGCUGCAUCGCCUUUCUGGAUGGGGUGGCCGAGUAUGAAGUGACCCCUGAUGAGAAACGGAAAGCAUGUGGGCGGCGGCUAAUGCAGAAUUUCCUGAGCCACACAGGUCCUGACCUCAUCCCUGAGGUUCCCCGGCAGCUAGUGACAAAUUGUGCCCAGCAGCUGGAGCAGGGGCCCUGCAAAGACCUCUUCCAGGAACUCACCCGGCUGACCCACGAGUACCUGAGCAUGGCCCCUUUUGCAGACUACCUCGACAGCAUCUACUUCAACCGUUUCCUGCAGUGGAAAUGGCUGGAAAGACAGCCCGUGACCAAAAACACCUUCAGGCAGUACCGAGUACUGGGCAAAGGCGGCUUUGGGGAGGUGUGCGCCUGCCAGGUGCGGGCAACAGGCAAGAUGUAUGCCUGCAAGAAGCUGGAGAAGAAGCGGAUCAAGAAGCGGAAAGGCGAGGCCAUGGCACUCAACGAGAAGCAGAUCCUGGAGAAAGUGAACAGUAGGCUUGGGUUCCCCUGGCCACAGGUGAGCCUGGCCUAUGCCUACGAGACCAAGGAUGCCCUCUGCCUGGUGCUGACGCUGAUGAAUGGGGGCGACCUCAAGUUCCACAUCUAUCACAUGGGCCAGGCAGGCUUCCCUGAGGCACGGGCUGUCUUCUAUGCCGCUGAGAUCUGCUGUGGCCUAGAGGACCUGCACCGGGAGCGCAUCGUGUACAGGGACCUGAAGCCCGAAAACAUCCUGCUGGAUGACCACGGUCACAUUCGCAUCUCCGACCUGGGGCUGGCUGUGCACGUGCCCGAGGGCCAGACCAUCAAAGGCCGCGUGGGCACCGUGGGCUACAUGGCUCCGGAGGUGGUGAAGAACGAACGGUACACGUUUAGCCCAGACUGGUGGGCGCUUGGCUGCCUCCUGUACGAGAUGAUCGCGGGCCAGUCGCCCUUUCAGCAAAGGAAGAAGAAGAUCAAGCGGGAGGAAGUGGAGCGGCUCGUGAAGGAGGUACCCGAGGAGUACUCCGACCGCUUUUCCUUGCAGGCCCGCUCACUCUGCUCCCAGCUUCUCUGCAAAGACCCUGCUGAGCGCCUGGGGUGUCGCGGGGGCAGUGCCCGAGAAGUGAAGGAGCACCCCCUCUUCAAGAAGCUGAACUUCAAGCGGCUGGGAGCUGGCAUGCUGGAGCCACCCUUUAAGCCUGAUCCCCAGGCCAUUUACUGCAAGGAUGUUCUGGACAUUGAACAGUUCUCCACGGUUAAAGGUGUGGAGCUGGAGCCCACCGACCAAGACUUCUACCAGAAGUUUGCCACAGGCAGCGUGCCCAUCCCCUGGCAGAACGAGAUGGUGGAGACUGAGUGCUUCCAGGAACUGAAUGUCUUCGGGCUGGAUGGUGCGGUCCCCCCAGACCUGGACUGGAAGGGCCAGCCACCUGCACCUCCUAAGAAGGGCCUGCUGCAGAGACUCUUCAGCCGCCAGGAUUGCUGCGGGAACUGCAGUGACAGUGAGGAAGAGCUCCCCACCCGUCUCGAGUUCCCCACCCACCUUGAGCUCCCCACCCGCCUCUAGCCCUGAGCCUGAGGCCCCCAUCGGCACUUGGCGGUAGCAGCUACUUUGAGCGCUGUUUACAGUUUUGCACAGUGGUCUUCCCCAUAGUCCACCUGAGUUGUGGCUGGGGGAACACAGCCUGAGUUGUCCCCAGUGCCCUCUGCCCCUCAGCCCCUGGCCUGGCUGAGUCUGGCAAGGCCUGGGCUGUCCCUGGGACAAGGUGCGUCCCGUCAGCUCUUCUCUGUGGAGCUCGGGGCUUUCUGUAUUUAUGUAUGUGUAUGAAUGUAUAUAGCAACCAGAGCGUUAAUACCCAACCCAGGCCUGGCACCCCAGCCUCAGCUCCCUGGGGCAGCGAGUCCUGGCCUGGGAGAGUCGGGGGCUGGCAGAGGAGCUGCUGCCAAACUCAAGGCCCCUCAGGCCCAGUUCUGGCCAGGCCAGGCCACCAUGCUCCAGCACUGUGCUCGUCACUGCAGACCUCAGAGUGAGAACCGUGCCUGUCCCUGCUGCUCUGGGCGCAGCCAUCCCAUUUCGGGGCCCACUGCUGUCCCUUCUCAACGCUUGUCAGAGUUAGAUGGGGGCCUCUGCUCCACUAGGCCUGUGCCAAAGUGUGACCAGAGAUUGGGCUGACCCUGGGACACACAGUCCACUGCCCAGGCUGUCCCACAUGGGUCUGCCUCUGCCUUCCGGCUCCCAGGGUGCCUCCCUUACGCUGGGCCCUGCCCUGAAGACACUUCUUUCAGAAAUGCCCCAGCCUAGGCCAUGGGGGGGUGCCCCUGGCCAACCCUCGAACAUUCCACCUCCCCUCCUAACGAUAGACACAUGCCCAGCAAUACUCCACCCUUCCUGUAUGUGCCUGUGGGGUGUGUGCAUGUGUGCGUAUGUGUGUGUGUGUGUAUGCACAUGAGAAGGGGGUAGGGUGAGACUGUCUGCCUGCUCCCCAGGCCCUUCACAGACUGUGAUGGCCAUCCUAGUCCCAGUGCUAGGGCCACAUGGGAUUACAGGGCCCUGGUUUUUCCAUAUUUAAAGCCAAUUUUUAUUACUCAUUUUGUCCAGUGUAAGCUGCCAUGUGUCUCCAUGUAAAUACAGUCCGAGCACAAACCUGGCCCACGGCCCCUGCUUGCCUCUUUCUUGCUUGGGUGCUCCGGUGAUCUACCUGCUUCCUUGGUCCUGUGGGAAAGUGGAGAGGGAUUGGAGAUGGGCCUGGCAGGGCUGUCCUUCCAGCAAGGCCCAGGAUCCCCAGACCUAAUCUUAGGGUGACCUUUCCAGCAGCCAGGCCUCUGUGAGUCUUCAGGCUCAGGGCUUCUCAGCUUCCUCAAUAGGACAAGACCUGUGGGAAGAAGCCUCAGGUACCAAUUGGGAUGUGGGUCUGUCUGCUGGGCUAGCAAGGCAGGCCCAGCUGGCAGCUUCCCCACCAAGGCUGAGGUAGCCUCGCAGCCAUUGUGGACUUGGAGUGGCCUGGGGUUGUGUGGCAACCAGGUCCGUCUUACUUGGGUGUCUCCUGUGUGCCUGACUCUGGGUCAGCACACAUGCAUUAGACUUGUCCUUCUGUUUUGCCCUUGAAGCAUGAGAUGUGGGUGGGCAAAGACGUAGACAGUGGUGGCACUGGGAAGAAGGCUGUGGCAGGGGUGCGUGGGGACAAGCCACCUGGGCAUCAGCGAGGCUUCUCUGAAGAUAAAAGUUGAGCCAGGCCUUGAAGGAGACAUACUUGCCAGGGGACUAGAGGGGGUUUGGAGAGAGCAUUCCAGGCAGUUUGACCAUCUUCCAAAGACUCAGAGGUCAGAGCUUGUCCACCACAAGUCUGUCCCCAGCCUUGCAGAACCUUCCCUGCUCCGUAGCCUCCCAGUGUCCCCAGUCCCCCAGGAAUGCCCUGUUCCUUGCCCUUGGGCUGAGCAUGCCACCUCACUUUGCAGUUGGAUAGUUCUGGCUUCAAGGGCCCAUUUUCAAGUUGUGUGGCUUUGCAUGAGGCCCUUCCCUUGUCUGGAAAAGGGUAUAAUAACCACGGCCUUGCUGGGUGGCUGUGAGAAUUUACUGAAGCUGGUGGGCACCAAGCCGACCACUACCUCAGGAGCAGCCAGAAGGCUCCAAGCCCCAACUUAACAGAAGGAACCUCUGCCCGCCCAGCCCUUGGUGCGCGGAGUAGCUGCUGUGCUUCGAUCAACUUGAAGGAAAUGGUGGGAAGAGGGGGACUUUCCCAAGGUCUUCCAGCUAGUGAUUGAGCCAUGCAGGGUAGAGAAGCUCGAUCCUGUCCAUAGGUGUGAUGUCAGGGCCAGAGGUGCAUUUGUUCCUCUGCCCCAGGUUCCAGUGGGGGGCUGUGUGUAGGUACUAGUGUGCAGAGGCCAGCGCCCAGCCCUGUGACUGUGAGUGAGUUCCAGGUGGAUAUCUGACUUCCUGAGGCAUUCUGCCUUCUGGUGAGUCCCAGACCUUCUUGCCAAUCUCCCCUUUGGGCUAGAGAUGCCUGCAGGGAACUUAGCUAGGGUAAAGCUCACCUUAAAGCUCAGCAUAGUGGCUCCUUGGCAUAAGAAACUCCCACAAUUCAACUCCCAGUGAGCCUUGCCUAAGCUUAUCUCCUCCCCACCCAGCUCUGUGCUGGAAGCUGGGGACCCAGAUGGAGAUGAGGCUCCUGCCAGCUUGGAGCUCAGUCUCGUAGGGAGGCAGACGUGGAAACAGUGGGACCCAGUGUGAUCAGUACCGUGGCAGAGAUGAUGCUAGGGCUGGCAGACCUGGACUCCCAUGGGGGUGCAGGUGGGGGUGGGGCAAAAUGCCAAGAAGGGAGGUCCCUUGGCCAUGAGGGUGUCAGGGUUAUUAGUGCCCUCCAAGACACAGGAGUAACUUGUGUCUAGAAAGAGGAACGAGACAAAUGGUUGAAGGCCUCUAAUGGUUUAGGUGGCUGAAUGCAGGGUAGAGAAGGGAGGGGCUGGAGCUAGGGACAGUGAGGCCCAGCCACUCAGUUUUGGAAGCUGUAUUAAGGACAUGGGGCCUCAUCUGGGAAGUGGGGAGUCCUUGAAGAGUUUUAACUGGUUGUGUCAGGGUGUCUGCCCAGUUUCUACAAAAGCAUUCCAAGUUUCCUUUGGGGAAUCUCCCCCACUCCCAGUUCAUGUUUAGAUGGGGCUAGGCCUCUAUCAUAACACCACACACACCUGGAUGGAGUGUGUGACUCAGGUUGGGCCACCAGGAGUCUGUGGUUGCAAGUGACAGAACUGUCCUCCAGGUAACCUAGAAACAGGGUUAGAAGGAUAUGGGCAAAGCUCAGACAGACCCCAUCCUCACCAAAGCAAGAUGCUAUAGUCCUGUGUGUGUCUUUGUACCACUGAGCCCAAGACUCCAAAGAGUCUGAAUGGCCAGGCUGGAAACCUGCCCAUUAUGGAUUUGGGGGGAGAGGCCCACCAAGAUGGCAUCCAUGGGGUGCGGGGACUCCCCUGAGGAAAUCUGGGUGUUAGUGCCAAAGAAAGGGGGAUAUUAGAUGGCUGAACACAUAUCCCCUCCCCCAGACAUAGCCACCUGGAUUGGUUCACUGAUGGACACUCAAAAUGAGUCCAAACGAGUUAUUCGUGUGUUUUUUGUUUUGUUUUUUGCUAGAACUAUUGGGAAAGAAUUGAGAUUCCCUUUCGUCUGGGGAUGGAUGGGAGGAUAUAAAGGCAGGAGCUGUGGGGUCAUCCAGGCCACCACUUGGGGAAAACUUUCCUGAGAAGGAUGUAAACAUAGAAAGAGAGUGGAGAGAAAUAGAUGCAUGCUUGAUGCCGUUGCUUGAGCACCUAGGUCCCACUGGGCCCAAGCUAAGCUCUACACCUGGACUUUCCAGUUAGGUAAGCCAAUCAGUUCCCCUUUGGGCUCAAGCACAUUUGAUUUGGGGUUCUGUCACUUGUAUCUAAAUAUGUCCCAACUCAUAUAGUGGUGAAGGGUGCUUUGGAAGCGCAUCCUAAGUGCAAUAAAAAAAAAAAAAAGAGAGGCUGAA